AUGGCGCCGGACCAGCAGGACUCGGAAUACCCUCCCACUUACUUUGCGCAUCCCGAGCAUGCCCACGUGCUGUACGCGCACAUUGCGCUCAUGACGGUGGCCUGGGUGGUUCUGCUCCCCAUCGCCGUCGCCCUGUCGCUGGCCAGGUCGCGCUACGUCCUCGCCUCGCAGUUCGUCUUCCUCGCCGUCAAUGCGCUCGGCCUCAUCGUGGGCACGGCGUACAACGCGCAGACGCCCGACCUGUACCCUCACAAUGCGCACCACCCCAUCGGCUGGAUCGUGACCUGGGUCGUGUCUGCGCAGGUGGUUGUCAGCCUGCUCCGGCGCGUCGGCGGGGCCCUGACGGGUGCCGCUCCCACUAACACCGCCGCCGAUCAGCUAGCCGAGGAGCGCCGCGCCUUCAUCCCGCUCCCUAGCGGUAGGGCCGCCAGCUACUUCGGCCACUACCGCCUGUCCAACGACAGCGGCCAGGGCUCCGAGCCGACGACGGAGUCGCUGCGCAGCAACUCCUUCUCGACGCUGGCCGACCGCGAUGCCCAGGAGCCUCACCCCGACAAGGAGCUGCACGACGAUGACGACGAGCUCGACGGCCCCGCCAUGCCCAUGCCCAUGCAGGCGUCGCCCGCGCCGCGCAGCAGGACGGCGCUCAUGGCCCUCAAGGUCGUGUCUUCGCGCGUCUGGAAGUACAUUGAUUUCGGCUACAAGACGGUGGACCGCAUCAUCCUGCCCUUCGGAUUCAUUGCCUACAUUACCGGCAUUGCGACCAUGGGUCGACUCUUUGAGGGCACUGCCAUCUACAGCGGACUUGCUCACUGGAUCAAGGGCGGCAUCUUCUUCUGGAUGGGCCUCCUCACCCUCGGCCGCUGGUCCGGAAGCUUCCACGAGGCCGGCUGGGCGUGGAACCUGCGCCCCCAGCGCAAGGCCGGCAAGCGAUGGACUCCGUCGGCAGAGUUUGUCGAGAGCGCCCUCAUCUUCAUCUACGGCUCUACCAACAUCUUCCUCGAGCACCUGGGCAGCAGGGAUGGCGUCUGGACCCCCAGCGACCUCGAGCACUUUUCCAUCACCGUCCUGUUCCUCGGCGGCGGCUCGAUCGGCAUGCUUGUCGAAUCUACUUGGUUGAGAAGUCUGCUCAAUACGCUGGUGACCAGCAGCCAGCCCACUUCCGCCGACGAGAGCGCGACCCUCGAGCCUCCGGAGACGUAUGAGUUUUCCAUCAAUCCCAUCCCGGCACUCGUCAUCCUCCUGCUGGGCAAGAUGAUGGGCGGCCACUCGCAAGAGACCAUGACCGGGACCAUGGUACACAAGCAAUGGGGCAACCUGCUGCUCGGCGCUUCGCUGGCCAGAAUGCUCACAUACGUCACCUUGUACCUGAAGCCGCCCAAGUCUGUCUACCCCUCGCGGCCGCCCACCGAGCUCCUGGCAUCGUUCGGCCUCGUCGCGGGUGGCAUCAUCUUCAUGUAUAGCGCUGCCGAUACCAUUAAGGGCAUGAUCCACUAUAACCUGGAGCCAAUGUCACUCUACACCAUCACGCUGGGCUUUGCCGGCUUGUUCAUGUCUUGGGAGCUGCUCGUGUUGGCUCUCAAGGGGUGGGCGACCCGCAAGGAGCGCAACUCUCAGGCUUCCACUUAUGCUUGA
Molecule: messenger RNA, 1635 nt
Organism: Trichoderma reesei QM6a
Lineage: Eukaryota; Fungi; Ascomycota; Sordariomycetes; Hypocreales; Hypocreaceae
Exons: 4
Coding region: 1-1635 (544 amino acids)
Source: RefSeq, a predicted model, not a curated record